AUGCUGCCCGCCGCCCGCGCGCUGCCGCCGCGCCUGCCCCGCCGCCCGCCGCCCGCCUGGCGCUGGGGCGCGACCGGGCCGCCCGCCGCCGGCCUGCGGGCGCUGGGCACGGGCCGCGCGCGGCGCUCGGAGGCGCUGGCCGGGGCGCCGCUGGACACGGCCGCCAAGGAGUACUCGCCCAAGGUGCGGCAGCUGGUGCGGGACAUCGCGGGGCUGACGCUGCUGGAGGUGGCCGACCUCAACGCGCUCCUCAAGGAGACGCUGAAGAUCCCGGACGUGGGGGUGAUGCCGGCGGCUGCCUCCCUCCUGCCCUCCCAGGCGGCUCCGCAGGAGGAGGAGGACGUCCCGCUCAAGAAAGAGAAGACGCAUUUCACCGUCCGGCUGACGGAGCUGAAACCUGCUGACAAGGUGAAGCUGAUCAAGGAGGUGAAGAACUUCGUGCCGGGAGUGAACCUCGUGCAGGCAAAGAAGCUGGUGGAGUCCCUUCCGCAGGAGAUCAAGGCUAACGCCUCCAAGGAGGAAGCAGAGAAGAUCAAAGCGGCGCUGGAGGCAGCAGGAGGGACUGUGGUUCUGGAAUAGGUGGCCUCGUCUCACCACGGAGGGACUGGCAUGACUGACGGCAGCCUUCCCCGCUGCCGCCUGCCCGGGCGCCGGCCGUUGCCUGCGCCGGGAUCCGGACGUUUCUGAGUGCGAGACGUCCCUUAGUCGUGCGGCGGGAAGCGAUCCGGUACAAGAACGCUGUACGGUUUUGGUGGGGCUGUUGUCUAGUUCCAGCAUCGCAAUGAACUCUACCUUCAUAAAUGUCCAACAAAAAAAAAAAAACAAACAAAAAACAAACAAAAACCCUGUAAAACGGUUAAU
Molecule: messenger RNA, 861 nt
Organism: Gymnogyps californianus (California condor)
Lineage: Eukaryota; Metazoa; Chordata; Aves; Accipitriformes; Cathartidae
Gene: MRPL12
Product: mitochondrial ribosomal protein L12
Exons: 4
Coding region: 1-579 (192 amino acids)
Biological process (GO): mitochondrial transcription; translation
Cellular component (GO): mitochondrial large ribosomal subunit; ribosome
Molecular function (GO): structural constituent of ribosome
Source: RefSeq, a predicted model, not a curated record